Molecule: messenger RNA, 1894 nt
Organism: Aspergillus sclerotioniger CBS 115572
Lineage: Eukaryota; Fungi; Ascomycota; Eurotiomycetes; Eurotiales; Aspergillaceae
Product: methylmalonate-semialdehyde dehydrogenase
Exons: 7
Coding region: 54-1619 (521 amino acids)
Biological process (GO): thymine catabolic process; L-valine catabolic process
Cellular component (GO): mitochondrion
Molecular function (GO): methylmalonate-semialdehyde dehydrogenase (acylating, NAD+) activity; malonate-semialdehyde dehydrogenase (acetylating, [NAD(P)+]) activity
Source: RefSeq, a predicted model, not a curated record
GGACCUCAGAUGUACGUUGCUUCGACCCCUGAUAAGCGAGGUAGUCCCUGUUGAUGAAUCAUGGAGAUAAGUCUCGUCGUGACAGUCGUAGUUCCCGAUCGAGUCGUGCCGGAACGGUAUCCCGAGAACUUGAUGGAUCGGAUCGCGAUGAAUCAUCACCACGGUCGCAAUCCGCGCCGACGAUCACGCAUCUGUUCAUCAACAACUCACGAGUCAUGUCCAGGUCGCAGAAUUGGACGAAUGUUCUAGAUCCGGUUUCACAACGUCUACUCUGUAGGGUACCCGGUAGUACUCUCCAGGAAGUACAGAGGGCCGUCGAGGUUGCACAAGAUGCUCAACCUGGAUGGGCUGGUAUGGGAUUCCAGAUUAGGCGGGAACACCUGUUGAGACUGGUGGAUGUACUAAGACAGAUGUCACCAGAAAUUGUAACCUGUCUGUCACGAGAGGUUGGCAAGACAUUAGCCGAUGCGGAUGCAGAAGUCUUUCGCGGUCUAGACUGCAUACACGCCGCAUGUUCGAUCGGGCCUGAAAUGGCCGGUAUGUUCCUGGGAGGCGACGCGACAUUGCUGCAAACAUUUUACGAGCCGGUGGGCGUGUGUGUAUCAAUCACACCCUUCAGUUUCCCCUUCAUGAUUCCCCUCUGGUCCCUGCCGUAUGCCCUCAUUACUGGCAAUACCGUCAUCCUGAAACCAUCCGAAAAAACCCCAACCACAUCCUCCUUGCUGGCUGCGGCAUUCCUCAAAACUGGCUUCCCCCCAGGGGUUUUCAAUAUUCUCCAUGGCGGUCCAUCUACCGUCCAGAUGCUUGUGAGCCAGCCCUCCGUCCAAGCGGUAAGCUUCGUCGGCUCCGAAUCUGCCGCUGGCCAGGUUCAUGAUCUUGCAAGGGCCGCAGGGAAACGAAUUCAAGCGGAGUGUGGAGGCAAGAAUCAUGGGGUUGUCCUAGAGGAUGCAAAUAUGAUGCCCACUCUUUUUGCGAUCGCAGGAAGUGCCUUCGGCGCUGCGGGUCAGCGGUGCAUGGCACUCAGCGUGGCGGUAUUCGUCGGCACAACGAGGGAAUGGAUUCCUAAGCUUGUGGAAUUGGCGCAGUCGAUGGUGGUAGGGUGCGGAGGUAAUCAGGAGUCCAAGAUGGGGCCUUUGAUAGACGCAGCUGCCAAAACACAUGUCAGUGGGAUGAUACAGCGAGCGAUUGAAGAGAGAGCAACCGUCCUGCUGGACGGCCGAGACAUUGAGGUCCCGGGCUAUCCAGAUGGGAACUUCAUGGGUCCAACUAUUCUCACCGAGGUUGAGACGUACAUGGAAUGCUAUCAGGCGGAGAUAUUUGGGCCGGUGCUCAUCUGCAUGGAAGUCGACACUCUGGAAGAAGCCAUCGAUCUAAUCAAUCAGAACAAGUAUGGUAACGGGUGCUCUAUCUUCACCACAAGUGGGAAGCAUGCAAAUACAUUUCAACGCUGUGUCAAUGUCGGACAGAUUGGCGUUAAUAUUCCCUUGAUAGCGCCAUACGGGACCGCUGUCCGCACGAGUAAUAAGGAUUCUUUCCUGGGUGACCGACAUACCCCGGGAAAGACGUACUGGCCAUUUUUUACGACAACAAAGACAGUGUCGUCUCGAUGGGAUCAGUAAAGGACGAUUCAGACAAGACUGCGCCCGCCAACUACCAGACACAGAAUAUGAAUAACGGAGACGUUAUGAAAAGUGGGCUGAGUGUAUUGCUGGUUGGCCAAAGAUCUAGAAGCGUAGUACAAGCGGGUGUAAAGACCGUCUAUGGAAGGGAUCGAUGAUGAAAAGGCAUGGGAUACUAGAAAGUGAAGCUGAUCUCCUACGUCAUUCCCUGGGGAUGAGUCAGGUGCACGUCAUCAGUCAGCUCGACAACUCCACCCUCCUAGAUAUUAUCAGGU